Messenger RNA from Trichomonas vaginalis G3, 2469 nucleotides. Its product is annotated as Rasgap domain-containing protein. The record is from RefSeq and is a predicted model, not a curated record. NCBI's taxonomy places the organism in Eukaryota, Parabasalia, Trichomonadida, Trichomonadidae. The transcript has a single exon. The coding region runs from base 1 to 2469 and encodes 822 amino acids.
AUGUCUAGCGCUGCACCGACUGAACAACAAACACAAACAGCCGAUGAGCGUAAAUCUCAUCAAGAUGUUCUGGCAGGAGUUGCACCAUGCCAGUAUCUUAAUGAUAUUUACAACCAGCCAAUUAUAUUAUUCGAAGAAUUAGGCAACAGAGUUGCUGAAUUCCUCAAAACACCUCGCUAUUCAGAAAUACCACCAUAUAUGGAGAUCCCAAUCACAGAAUCUUACAAAAUGUUUGUAAACGAAUUUAAUAACGUCCCACGCGAACAAGUCUUCAGCCCACCACAAACUAUUGUAGAUUACACGCAAUAUCUUUCACAACAAAUUCCACAAAAGGCUUGCUUCCAAAUUGCAAAUGCUUGGCCUAUUGCAAUUCCAAGAAUUUCAAAUACAAUGGAGCCAUUAGCUGCUAUCUUAAUUAAGAUGGUUUCUGAGGCUAAUGACCCAACAGCAAUGCUCAGAUUCUUCUCAGGGGUAUUAUUCCCAAAGGUUUGGACAAACAAACCAACAGCUCAAAAUCCAGUUCUUCUUGCCGCUUCUCCUUGCAAGUUCAAGGGCAAGUCUGGCCAUUGGGCAUACAUUCUUCGCGAAUCAAACGAAUUCUUCAUUGUUGGAUACGAUAAGAAGACAAGUACAUUUGUUACAAAGAUUCAAGGCAUUGUAUCAGCCUGUGCUAUGUCAAAGAAUGAGGAAAGCGUCAUUGUAAAGGGCGAUGCAGGUCGUAUUGCUGAUUUUACACCACUUGACAAAGAAGUUGUUCCAUUAUGGACACAUUUGUAUAAGGGUGAGAACAGCAGUGAUGAAGAAGAAGAGUCCAGCGAUAAAACAGAAAAGAAAGAGGUUCCAUUCCCUUAUUUCUUUACAAAAAUCGAUACAUACAUUCCAGAUAUUGUUUACAACGCCUUCUACGAGACAUGCAUUGCCAACGACCUCAUAGUUCUUCGUACAUGCAUGUUACUUGACGCUCCUUACGAAAUUGCCGACGCUCUUCUUACAAUUGCCCUCCACAGCCGCAAGGUUCAUACAGUUUUCGCAUCUGUUGCCUCUUUCAUCCUUGAAGAUGAUAAUUGCAACCCAAUGGAGGUUAUUUCCGGCCGUAACUUCUUCUGCCGCUUCACAAUGGCACUUUACGAGCGUUUUGUUUCAGAUUACAUCAACAAUUUCAUGAAGAAACUCGUUGUUUAUAUUGAUUCUCAUUCUAAACUUGACGAAAAGCUUUUCUUCUCAGUAAUCAAGUACAUCACAAUGUCCUCUCAAUACAUUCCAAUUCAGAUUCGUCAUUUCGCUUCAAUUCUCCGCUCAUACGCCGCAAUGAAGUUUAAUUCACGUGGAUUCGUCUAUCUUCUCCUCGGCGCCAUCUUCGGCAUCACAUUUGUAUGCGAAGUCAUUGCCAAACCAACCCAAGUUUUCGAAGAUUACACUCCAAAGAAUCCAGAACUUCUCAAAACGAUCAGCAACAUGCUCAAAUUCGUUUUCCGUGGUGCAGUACUUCCAGAUCAAUUUGCAUCCGCCAACAAACGCAUUGUUAAGCAUGUUCUCCCAACAAUGGAAGAAUUUCUCUUCUCUCUCGGCGACAUAGCCGACGAAUUACCUGUUUAUUCCGCUCCAUCCCAAGAGAAGACAGCCACAGCCGUUGCCCAGGUCUUCAACUUCAUUCUUUCUCAUCCACAAGAAUUCAGAAAAGUUUAUGAUGGAAAUCUGAUCGAAAACAUCACAUAUCCACCACAAAUCGGCUGGAACUUCUCUGUCGCAAUCGGAGACUUCUUCAGACAGUUCUACGACCGCGGCGCAAAGAGAAACAAAGGAAAUACAGUCCAAAAAGUCAAACCGCCGCCACUCAAAUUCCCACAACUUCCUAUGUACGGCGUCAUCUCCGCAAAGAAGCUUGGAGGCGGAGGUGGCAACGUAUCAUACGGAGGCGGUGCUUUCGAGGGCUCUUCCUUCGGUUUGCCUGCACGCGAGAGAGACUUGAAUUUGCCACCGAAAAACUACGCGAUGAGAUUACCUUUGAAGCCGCGUAACCAAGACCACAAUCCUCUUAAGAAGGAUUUGCCUGAUGACGAUGAUCUCACUACAAUUUCUGAUGCUCCUCCAAUGCAAGCGAGAAGUCGUGCCGCUGACAACAUUUCGUAUCAGCCUCCUCUUCCUCCUCCAAAACUCAAAGUAUCUACAAACGCAAAGGAAGUCAGUGCAACAGAGACUUUCUCUAUUUCAGAUACUACUGAUGACGGAGGAGAACUCGCACGUGGAAAAGAAGCACCAAGUUACAUGGAUACAAAUGACAACGACCACCACAAGAAGGGAAGGAAACAGAAAGUGCACAAGAAGAUUGUCAUCAAGGACUCUGGAAUUAGUGGUUCUAAGGCUGAGUUGAUAACUCAGAAGGUAGUUAAUGAUGGAAAGUCUAAAGUCAUCGUUAAUACAAUUAGAAAGACACCGAGAGGCGUUGUCAAUGAUAAUGAUUCUGUCUAA